UCAACGUCGUUUCUAUAAUCAGAACGUCACUGUUUACUUUCGUCUCUGACAAGCAAACAACUCUGUUAGCAUUUCAUUAUUUUAUUCUUACUUGUAAUUAAAAUAAGAAUGGGUACAUGUCUUGGAAAGAAAAAACCAAAACGGAACUCAGUUUGUCCGUCACCGGAAUACGGAAAUAAAUCUAGCAGAGUAACACGUAAAGCUCCGGAAGAUAUGAUCAAAGAUCUCGAAGAAGCAAAUGCUGAAGAUUCUAAACUAGGCACAGCUGGCGUUUCAUUCACUGUGGAUUUCCAGGAAGGGGAUCCAACAAGAAUGCCUUCAAGACUAGCUGACAGGCUUAAUGGAACUGUCUCACCAACCACGGGUAGCAAUGAGAUAACUUACACAGCCGAGGAAAGAGAAAUUAUGGCAGAAUUACUUCGUGAUGAUAUUUUGAGAGAGAGGAAGGAGAAAGCUGCAGCACUUACUGGUGCUAAAUCUUAAACACGGACUUCAGAUAUUGUGAAUCGAUUUUUAUGCGGACUACCCGCAUUCCUGUCUUUACAGCGGAUGUUGAGUGGAUCUUUUAUUUAUUGUUAUUCAACUUUGUUUGUCAAAUUAAUUUGAUUGAAAAUAAAUGAAAAAAAU
This is a messenger RNA of Ruditapes philippinarum (Manila clam), 627 nucleotides long. RefSeq lists its product as uncharacterized. The transcript has 4 exons. Lineage: Eukaryota; Metazoa; Mollusca; Bivalvia; Venerida; Veneridae. The coding region runs from base 109 to 483 and encodes 124 amino acids. The record is from RefSeq and is a predicted model, not a curated record.